GGAAGUGUUUGUGCUGUUGGUGUUUAGCUGCGCAGAGUGUGUAGUGCAGCACCACUGGUUGACAUUACGAGAUUAAUUUAUUGUUUAAAGUGGACUAAAUUAAGGUGUGAACAUGUCUGGGGGAACCCGUCUGGAGAACGCAAACCCUGUGAUUUUCCAGCGGUCGGGGGAGAGGGUGCUGACAGCGAAAGACGAAGAUGAAGAUGUCCACGAUCCCAUCGACGACAGAGAAAUAUUCGAUCUGAUCAGAUCCAUCAACGACCCAGAGCAUCCUCUGUCUCUGGAGGAACUCAAUGUGGUGGAGCAAGUCCGAGUCAAGGUUGAUGAUGCAGAGAGCAAUGUUAGUGUUGAGUUCACACCCACCAUCCCACACUGCAGCAUGGCAACACUGAUUGGUCUGUCAAUCAAAGUCAAGCUGCUACGCUCCUUGCCAGACAGGUUCAAAAUUGAUGUCCGCAUCAGUCCCGGGACUCACGCCUCAGAGGAAGCAGUGAACAAACAGCUGGCAGACAAAGAGAGAGUGGCAGCAGCUCUGGAGAACUCCUCACUGCUGGAGGUGGUCAACCAGUGCCUGUCCACCAGAAGCAUCUGACCAGCCAAUCAGCUUUGUCAUCUCCUGCUUUUAGCUACUGAUUGACAACCGAACUUUUUGGCUCUUUGAUAGCUGAGAUGUGUCUGCCAAGCUCUCUAUUCACCCAUCUAGGUGUGAAUAACUGCACCUGGUGGACAUGUGUGCAGCAGGUCAAAGUCAGGAUCAUGCAGAGCUCAUACAGCUUGUUUCAGUGGCGUUUCGUGGACACAUUCUUGAAUGUGUCCACCUAAAGAGAGUAAUAGAAACUGUUACUCACAAUGCAGUAUUGUUUGGACAAAGCAGAGAAAUUAUACUUCCAUCUAUAAAUUUUGGGGUCGUCACUGUAAAAAAAGAUGAGAACCCAUUAGGUCAUUCAGUGUAAUUCCUGUUUUAUUAAAUCUGUUAAAUCCAUUACGUAUGCAGCAACGAUCCUUACCUGUUUAUAAUAUUAAUGCUUUUGACAUUUUAUUAAAAAUUUACAGAUUAGUAAUAAAAAUUAAAUGAUGAA
Messenger RNA from Micropterus salmoides (largemouth bass), 1079 nucleotides. It is a transcript of the gene ciao2b, whose product is annotated as cytosolic iron-sulfur assembly component 2B. The transcript is spliced from 5 exons. The record is from RefSeq and is a predicted model, not a curated record. Lineage: Eukaryota; Metazoa; Chordata; Actinopteri; Centrarchiformes; Centrarchidae. The coding region runs from base 113 to 592 and encodes 159 amino acids. Gene Ontology annotation, biological process: iron-sulfur cluster assembly. Gene Ontology annotation, cellular component: cytosolic [4Fe-4S] assembly targeting complex.